AUGCGUCUCGCCCACCGCCUACUGAUGGCCGCGCCGGCCUCAAUCGGCUCCAAGGCCAGCCUCAGCGACGCCCUUGCCCUCCUCCCGCCGCUCCAGCUAUACCGGCGCGUCCUCCGCGUGCACCGCAAACUCGAUCCGGAAAUGCGCGUGCUGGGCGACUCAUACGUGAAAGCCGAGUUUCGCGCGCAUCGGAAUGUGGAGAAUCCGUUGCAUAUUAUCGGGUUCUUGACCGAGUGGCAGCUCUACGCGCAGAAGCUGGAAGGGGAUAACUGGGCCGGGGAGAAACUGGAUAAAUCUAAGCUGGAUAAAAUGAGUGGUAGGGUUUCGGUUUCCUGA
Molecule: messenger RNA, 336 nt
Organism: Penicillium riverlandense
Lineage: Eukaryota; Fungi; Ascomycota; Eurotiomycetes; Eurotiales; Aspergillaceae
Product: succinate dehydrogenase assembly factor 3
Exons: 2
Coding region: 1-336 (111 amino acids)
Biological process (GO): succinate metabolic process; mitochondrial respiratory chain complex II assembly
Cellular component (GO): mitochondrion; mitochondrial intermembrane space
Source: RefSeq, a predicted model, not a curated record